Messenger RNA from Manduca sexta (tobacco hornworm), 565 nucleotides. Its product is annotated as general odorant-binding protein 72. Gene Ontology annotation, biological process: sensory perception of smell; olfactory behavior. Lineage: Eukaryota; Metazoa; Arthropoda; Insecta; Lepidoptera; Sphingidae. The transcript has 5 exons. The record is from RefSeq and is a predicted model, not a curated record. Gene Ontology annotation, cellular component: extracellular region. The coding region runs from base 74 to 493 and encodes 139 amino acids. Gene Ontology annotation, molecular function: dibutyl phthalate binding; odorant binding.
GUUAGUCAAGAUCAAGGUUUUGAGUAAUCAAGGUCAAUGUCAGUUAAGUGCUCGAAAUCAAAAAUUAUAAAAAAUGCUUUUUUUGGUUGUCGCCAAAUUUUUUAUUCUAUUGUCACUUGGUGAAGCGAUGACAAUGAAACAAAUAAGAAAUACAGGAAAAAUGAUGAGGAAACAAUGUCAACCAAAAAAUAAUGUUGAAGAUGAGAAAAUCGACCCUCUCGGCAAAGGUGUAUUUAUCAAUGAGAAAGAAGUAAAAUGUUAUAUGGCAUGCAUUAUGAAAAUGGCUAAUACGAUAAAAAACGGCAAAAUUAAUUACGAAGCAGCAAUGAAACAAGCCGACUUGUUGUUACCAGAAGAUAUAAAAGAACUAGCGAAGGAAGCACUUACGUCUUGCAGAAAAGUGGCGGAUUCACAUAAGGAUGUUUGCGAUGCAGCGUUCUAUAUUUCCAAAUGCAUAUACGAGUAUAACCCAGAUAUUUUUUAUUUUCCGUGAUCUAUGGCACCUAUUGUUUUUUAUGUUACCUCAUCAUGGAAAAAUAACAUUUAAAAAUAUAUUAACAAAAAU